UCUUCUAUCGACAAUAGAACUGGAACAAAAGUAGCCAUCAAGAAGCUGUAUCGUCCUUUUCAGUCUGAGCUCUUUGCAAAACGGGCAUAUAGGGAACUGAGACUUUUGAAGCACAUGCAACAUGAGAAUGUAAUUGGGCUGCUGGAUGUGUUCACACCCGACUUGACGCUGGAGAAAUUCAAUGACUUUUAUCUAGUUAUGCCUUUUAUGGGCACAGACUUGGGUAAGAUAAUGAAGCAUGAGAAAUUAUCAGAAGAUCGAAUCCAGUUUCUUGUAUACCAGAUCCUGAGAGGUCUUAAGGUUGGUAUGUUUCCAGUCUAGAAAGAGUGAGUCCUUGAAAAAUCUUGUUUAGGGUUGUAUCAACUGAGGAAUGGAUAAAAACUGUAUGUUGCUCUACAUAUAUGCACUGUUUUUUGUAAUGUAUAUGACUGGAGGGAAUAAGAUGAUGGCAUCGGUGUUAAUUGUGACGUCAA
This is a messenger RNA of Staurois parvus, 473 nucleotides long. The record is from the annotation of a GenBank genome assembly. Lineage: Eukaryota; Metazoa; Chordata; Amphibia; Anura; Ranidae.